AUGGAGUCAUUGAAGAUUUUGUAUAUGGCAGUGGCAGUUUUCCUCCUUACUACCCAAGCACCCAGUAUCUCUGCAGCUGGUCUUCAAAAGAUAUCUGUUAAUGCUGAUGGAUGGUUUGUGGACCCCAAUGGGCGUGUGAUGCUUUUCCAUGGCAUUAACAUGGUGCAGAAAGGAUUUCCCUGGUAUCCAGCAACUCUACUAAACAAAACCAAACUAAGAGACUACAAAAAUUGGGGAUUCAAUGCAGUAAGAUUAGGUAUGAUGUGGAGUGGACUCGAACCACAAGAAGGUGUCUUCAACACGACAUAUGCAAAUAUUAUGUCUUCGAUUGUUGACACUUUGGAAAACUAUGGCAUGUACUCUCUGCUUGACAUGCAUCAAGAUGUCAUGUCUUCCAAAUUUCAGUCAUAUGAUGGGAUUCCAUUAUGGUUGGUAAAUAAACUUCCCAACCCCUCUCAAGAUGAAGCUUUUCCGUGGCCCUUUAAGAAUAUAGGCUCGUGGGAAGAUGGAUAUCUAGCUAAAGCCACUGGCAUGGCAUUUCAGGGAUUAUACAGUAACAGAAGUAAUGCAUUGGGCUACUUUUCACGAUUUUGGCAGACCACUGCUAAGAUAUUUAAGGGCAGGGGUGGUGUUCUUGGCUAUGAACUUAUCAAUGAACCUUGGGCAGGAGACAUAUGGAGCAAUCUGAGUUUACUAUUACCAGGCAAUGCAGGUAGUCGUAAUCUAAUGCCAAUGUACAAUGUGAUAAAUAAAGCCAUUCGUGCAGUGGAUGAUGACACAAUUAUAUUUUACGAGCCAGUAACUUGGGGUGUUAUCUACAAAAAUGAUUAUCAUCACUUUGGAACUGGAUUCAACAUGGUACCUGGAGGAAAUGACUACAAGAACCGCAGUGCUUUGUCAUAUCAUUAUUACUGUUGGUUUGAUAAACCUGCAGAUGAACCCUUUCCCUACCCUGAAUGGAAAAGAAUAGCCUGUGAUGACUUCUGGGGUCCUUUUGUAUUUCUUGCUGUCCGUGGUGAUAGAGAAAAAAUAGGAGGAGGUUCCUUCCUCACUGAGUUUGGUAUUUGUAGCACAGAUGGUAAUAACAAAACAGAGGGGACAGUAGAAUGUGAGUCCACUAUGCAGGGGGCAGAUGCUGCACUCCAGUCUUGGACAUACUGGGACUCUUCCUUUUAUUAUUCCAAUGGAAGUGUAAACUGGAAUCAAGUGAGGUCCUUUUCGCGUGUCUACCCAAGAGCCACUGCUGGCACUCCCAAGUAUUUAAACUUCAAUCUCACUUCUUUAAUAUUUACCUAUAGAUAUGUUCAUUUAGUUGCAAUACAGCAACCCACAGAAAUAUUUGUGCCCAAAUUUCACUACCCAAAAGGUUUCACUGUAGAAUUGAAGGGCCAGCUGAAGUGGACCUUUGAUAUAAAUGAAUGUGUGAUCUAUGUGACUCCAGUAGACAGCAAACUCAAGUAUAUUAAUGCUCAGGUGAUUAUAAAACCCAAAACUUAA
This is a messenger RNA of Lingula anatina, 1497 nucleotides long. RefSeq names its product endoglycoceramidase. The record is from RefSeq and is a predicted model, not a curated record. NCBI's taxonomy places the organism in Eukaryota, Metazoa, Brachiopoda, Lingulata, Lingulida, Lingulidae. Gene Ontology annotation, molecular function: hydrolase activity, hydrolyzing O-glycosyl compounds. Gene Ontology annotation, biological process: polysaccharide catabolic process.